This is a messenger RNA of Chiloscyllium plagiosum (whitespotted bambooshark), 507 nucleotides long. The record is from RefSeq and is a predicted model, not a curated record. NCBI's taxonomy places the organism in Eukaryota, Metazoa, Chordata, Chondrichthyes, Orectolobiformes, Hemiscylliidae.
AUGGUUACAAUUAAGGACGUUACAGUGGGUUUGAGAGCUUGUGAGAGAUUUAAAGAACUAGUUCCAGAACAUAUUAAAGAUUUUACUCGCCGCACUGUAAGAUCUCCUAUGCAACAAAUGAUACAAAUCAAUGAGUUAAAGGCAAAUCCAUUUAAGAGACGGAUCUGUCGAAUAUUCUCAACUUCCAAAUUGAAUAAUGGCAGCAUUUCCUUUGAAGAUUUCCUUGAUAUGUUUUCUGCUUUUAGUGAAGCAGCUCCAGCCGAUGUGAAAGCUGAAUAUGCAUUCCGAAUCUUGGAUUUCAAUGACAAUGGUACAAUAGAUCGCUCGGAUUUGAUCAAAUUCUUGACUUUAAUUACUGGAAAUGAGGUUCACAAGAUACUUAAUGAGACGGAGAUGGGAAUCAUUAUUGACAUGAUCAUGGAGGAUAUUGAUAUGGAUGGUGAUGAACGUAUAAACCUUUCAGAAUUCCAUCAUAUUGCAUCAAAAAUGCCUGACUUUGCCAGGUAA